AUGCCCGUUAUCUCGGGAUUUAACGAAGAUACAAAAAAAUACAAGACUGAAUAUGAUAAAGCCAUUAAAUCACAAAGCAAAGUAGUUACCUUUGUCCCGCGCAUGUUUUUUCUUUUUGGCUGUGCGUUUAUAUCACUUUGGGGAAUUGUUUCUUUAGUCAAAACUAUACCAAAUUUAUCUCUUCCAACUUCAAUUGAGGCAGUAAAAAAACAAGCUAUAAUAUUGGAAAACUAUUCCAAUAGAACUUGGGAAGGAUAUAUACAUAUAUUUACCGUUUUUUCAUUAAUUUAUGUUUGGAAACAGGCAUUCUCCAUACCUGGAGCCAUUUUCCUGAACAUUUUAGCAGGUGCUUUAUAUGGACCGUUUACUGCUACGUUAUUGAGUUCUAUACUCACCUCUAUAGGAGCUUCAUGUGCAUAUCUAUUAAGCAAAUUUAUUGGACAGCCAAUGAUAGAUCAAUAUUUAUCUGAUAAAUUGAAUUUUCUAAGAAAACAAGUCGACGAAAAUAGAGAUGGAUUAUUCUUUUAUUUGUUAUUUAUUCGAAUGUUUCCUUUGUCGCCUUGGUGGCUUCUUAAUUUAGCAUCGCCACUAUUAUACAUUCCAAUUGGUCCAUUCUUUGCUUCAAUGUUUUUUGGAUCGAUCCCGUAUAAUCUUGCUUGUUGUCAGGCAGGAGAUAUCCUAUUUGAGCUUACUUCAACUGCAGAUAUAUGGCAGCCAGCUUUACUUCUAAAGAUGAUGAUAGUAUCUUUAUUAAGUUUGAUACCUCCUUUUUAUAGUAAAAGAUUAAAGAAAUGGAACGAAUUACGCAUUAAGACGUCACCAUAUGUUAUCGUAUAA
This is a messenger RNA of Funneliformis caledonium, 837 nucleotides long. The record is from the annotation of a GenBank genome assembly. NCBI's taxonomy places the organism in Eukaryota, Fungi, Glomeromycota, Glomeromycetes, Glomerales, Glomeraceae.